Molecule: messenger RNA, 1608 nt
Organism: Trichoderma breve
Lineage: Eukaryota; Fungi; Ascomycota; Sordariomycetes; Hypocreales; Hypocreaceae
Exons: 2
Coding region: 1-1608 (535 amino acids)
Source: RefSeq, a predicted model, not a curated record
AUGUCUGGUCAAUAUAGCCACAAUGGGUAUCUACAGCCAGGCAAUGGAGCUGGAGGUGUCUAUGGCCAAUAUGACGACAACAGACGUGGGUCGUCAUCGCAGUUGAGCUCUCACUCGCAGAGUAGCACUGGAGGUCGACAGCGCAAAGGACUUGUCAGUGGCCUCGUGAGGGGUGUGGCUGCCGGCAUUGGUCUUGCCUCUGAAAGUUACCAUAAUCAUCAAGAGAAGAAAAAGGCAAAAGCAUCAGCGGCCGCUGCCACUGGGGAAAGUUCAACAGCAGGGGAAAGCUCUAGGGCAUUUCACAACGAAGCGCAUCCAGAAGACUCGUCAAGGGGAUUCCCAGAUGAGAAGCGUCACAGUUCGCAUGAGCACGAUGACGAUGACUCUUCUGAUAGUGAAGAGAAUUCCGGCCCAAUUCAUGUUGAUCAGAAGACGUCACGAGAUUUAGAAGAGGCACAAUGGGAACUUGAUGCUGCGCAGCGACAACUGGAACCGCCACCUGAUUAUGCUACUGUCAUGGAACAAGACCUUGACGUCCAAGCCAUGGCAGACGGGUUCGUUCGGAGUCAUACGUUGCCACCAAACCAACAGAUUCAGCAACACGGAUUGCCUAUGCCUGUGAUCCUCCCACAACGGCGACCAGGAGAGCGGGCCCGCGGCUUUAUCCACGCGUACGCACCUCUGCUCCAAAACGUGGGAAUCGACCAGGCAACUUUUAUCGACUUUAUCAAGCAGCUGAAUAUGGCGACAGCGCCAUCGCCAUGGAUCAAUGCUAUCAAUGUGGCAGCUAUUGCUGUGCAGGGUGUUCCUGAGCCCAUCACCAUUGCCGUUUCUAUUGCUGCCCAGGUCACCACUCAAGUUAGUCUUCAAGCGCAUAGCCGGUCUAAAACCAAUACCUUUUUAAACAAAAUGAAUGCCGAAUUCUUUCGACCACUUGGGCUUAUAGCCCUUGUCAUGACCUGGAAACCAAGCCGGGUUGGUGAGGUCGUCACGCAAAUGACGUUUGAUGCAGCACUGGAGCAAGCUACGCAGAACGCUUCAGGUCCUCGACCUGGAAUGGGCGGCGGUAUUAGCAACAAGAUGCAGGCUUCACACGGGACAACAAACUUUGAGUGGCCUGAGUCGGCGCCGCUGGUGUUUCCAACUCUGGACAAGCUGUCCGACUCUGCUGAAGGCAGGCAGGUGGUUGAAGAGGCUGAGAAGAAACAGCCAAACGGUAUGAAGCGUAGCAUGAUAUUCGCAAUGGAGUAUAUGGAUAAGAGAUCCCAGGCUCAGUGGGCCAAUAUGCAUCCGGAGAGCCGUCUCGCUCAAUUGAACGUCAAGCCUGAGUUCCAUUCACGUUACGCGGAUCCGAACCAUCCAGCUAGCAGCGGCAGUCUCUUAGCUUUACUAACAGGCGGCGCUAUCGGUGGCGGAGUCAGCGACCGAAAGCAGGCCAGACGCGAUCGGAAAGCCGCAAGACGUGACCGUAGGUCACAGAGAAGAGAGGAGCGCGGACCGACAAUCUUAAACACCGUCGGACCAGGAGCUCUGAUCCGGGGCAUCAGGAAAAUUAUGCAUGAGGUUCGUCCAACUUCUUACCUACCAUCAGUUCCGUUCAUAAUAUGA